ACCUAAUUCUCCUAUUUCUUAUGGUCUUACUUGUAUUUCUGGAAAAUUAAUGAGAUUUAUCAGCCAUUUUCUUAACACAUACUUGCCAGUCUGUGUGUGUAUAUAUGGUCUUGGUGAUUGCUGGCAUAGUCCCAAGUUUGAGUGUGAGUCUAAAUGUAGGUGACUUGCACAGUGAGUGACAAUCUUCUCUUUGACAAUUGGAACAGACUUUGCCAGACUGUAGUGGGAGAGGCUGACAUUUGUUCAGUAUUAACUGGAGAGCUUGUUCAAAGAGCUGCCACAAGCUUGAUGGGGAGAUUGGCUUCCAUUCAUCUUGAGUCAUCCAUUGAUCAGUCCAUGGUACCCUCCACCCUGUUGCCCUUUGGUCAGUGAUGGUCGUCUCUUUGCCUCGCAGGCCUCCCAGGCUGUCCUGGAGAAAUCAGCCACUGCUUCCACAGCAACCACAUCUACAGUGGACAAGAGGAUGGUAGCCAUGGAAUCCAAGUCAUUCGCUGUGAACAUGUUCCGAGGUUUGAUCCAAACGGAGCAAGUUUUCCCCUUCCCCUCAGUUCUCAAUGAUGAACAGGCUCAGUUUCUCCAAGAACUGACGGGGCCAGUAAGCAAGUUUUUUGAGGAGGUCAACAACCCAGCAGUUAAUGACUCCCUGGAGAUGGUGGAGGAAAGUACAAUGCAAGGCCUGAAGGAGAUGGGGGCUUUCGGUCUCCAGGUGCCCUCUGAGCUCGGGGGACUUGGACUUACCAACACACAGUAUGCUCGGCUGGUUGAGAUCGUUGGCAUGCAUGACCUGGGUGUGGGUAUCACACUUGGUGCUCACCAAUCCAUCGGCUUCAAGGGAAUCCUCUUGUUUGGAAAUGACGCCCAGAAGAAGAAAUACCUUCCGAAGCUGGCUACAGGUGAAACUAUUGCUGCCUUCUGUCUUACGGAACCAGCGAGUGGGUCCGACGCAGCGUCCAUCAAGACCACUGCUAUCAAAAGUGAUUGUGGAAAGUACUACACCCUGAAUGGGGGCAAAAUCUGGAUCAGUAAUGGUGGGCUGGCCGAUAUCUUCACCGUCUUUGCAAAGGUACCCAUGCAAAAUGAGAGGAGCGGCGAAGUGAAGGACAGAAUCACCACAUUCAUUGUGGAGAGGGGUUUUGGCGGUGUGACCAGUGGCCCUCCAGAGAAGAAGAUGGGGAUUAAAGCAUCAAACACAGCAGAGGUCCACUUUGACAAUGUGAAGGUGCCCGUUGAGAAUGUCCUGGGCGAGGUUGGUGGUGGGUUCAAGGUGGCAAUGAACAUCUUGAAUAAUGGGCGAUUCGGCAUGGCAGCUGCCCUCUCUGGAACGAUGAAAGGAGUCAUUAGCCGGGCUGUUGACCACGCUGCAAACCGCACCCAGUUUGGGAACAAGAUCUACAACUUUGGUGCCAUCCAGGAGAAGGUUGCCCACAUGGCAAUGCUGCAGUACGUGACAGAGUCUAUGGCCUAUAUGAUCAGUGCUAACAUGGAUUCCGGAGCUACAGAAUUCCAGAUAGAAGCGGCCAUCAGCAAGAUCUUUGCCUCUGAGGCUGCCUGGACAGUUGCAGAUGAGUGCAUCCAGCUGAUGGGUGGAAUGGGCUUCAUGAAGGAUGCUGGGGUGGAGCGAGUGAUGAGAGAUCUCCGAAUCUUCCGUAUUUUUGAGGGGACAAAUGAUAUUCUUCGCCUCUUUGUUGCGCUGAAUGGUAUUCAGAAUGCUGGGAACCACCUGAAGGGGCUGCAGAAGGCACUGAAGAAUCCUGUGGGGAACGCCACCCUGCUGAUGAGCGAAAUCAGCAAGCGGGCACGGAGGAAAGUCGGACUGAGCACUGGUAUCACCCUGAAUAACGUUGUACAUCCAGAGUUACAGGACAGUGGUGAUCUGCUGGUGAAAGCAAUUGAAAGGUUUGGUGGAUGCACAGAAGAUUUGUUGUUGAAGUAUGGGAAGAAAAUUGUAGAUGAGCAGUUUUUGCUGAAGAGGGUGGCAGAUAGUGCUAUCGACCUAUAUGCCAUGAUUGUUGUACUGUCAAGGGCUUCCCGAUCCCUGAGUCAGGCACAUGGGGCUGCCCAACAUGAGAAGCUGCUCUGUGAUACUUGGUGCAUUGAGGCUUCAGCUCGGAUCUCAGAAAAUCUGACUGCCCUCAGCUCCAGCUCUGCCAAGCAGGUCUUCAGGAACAUGAAGGCCAUCUCUGCAUCAGUGAUGGGCAACGGGGGCACUGUCACCCCUCACCCACUGGGCUUUUAAGAAAUGAACCUCAUCAGUUCAUUGCAGCAGCCAAGUGCCCUCGACCUGGUCUUGGUUCAUCAGGGUUUAAUCACAGAGCUCGUCUCCUGCUGCAGACGGCACCUCUCACUGAGAUUCUUCAACUGUGAUUUCUACAAAGGGUUCAUUGUUGUUAAUCUACCUGAAUCAAGUUUCCAUGGUGUCAGCACCAUCACAGGGGUUGCAAUCAUACAUCUGUUUGCCAUAACGUUACUUAUUAUAGCGUGGGACAGUGUGGAGGGAGCUUCACCUCUAUGUCUGACCCCAGGAAUGUGUGAUAAGAUGAUGUGGAGGGAGCUUCAUUCUGUGUCUGACCUCGGGAGUGUGUGAUGGGACAGUGUAGAGGGAGCUUCACUCUGUGUCUGACCCUGGGAGAGUGUGAUGGGACGAUGUGGAGGGAGCUUCACUCUGUGUCUGACCUCAGGAGUGUGUGAUGGGAUGAUGUGGAGGGAGUUUCACUCUGUGUCUGACCCCGGGAGAGUGUGAUGGGACGAUGUGGAGGGAGCUUCACUCUGUGUCUGACCUCGGGAGUGUGUGAUGGGACAAUGUGGAGGGAGCUUCAUUCUGUGUCUGACCUGUGUUUUCCCAGCCCUUGUGGGUUUGACACUGCUGUUUCCCAGUCUUUGAUACUAGUAAAAUUAUAUCCUGGAAUUUCCCAGGGAGCUUCAGGAGCACACAAUCAGGAUAGGUCUCCCCUGCUGCUGCUUUUUAUAACCCAAAGGAAGAUGUGGAUGCCAGUUCAAUGCAGUCUCUCAGCUGGGUUCAUGAUGCAGCUUCUGAGUGCAGCGUCUUCCAUUUUGCUGGUUUUUUUAAACCCUUAACUUUGAGAGGGAGAAAUGAUUUGGGAGGAGAGAUGCUGGUAAUGCCUCCUGUUUUGUGUAUCUCUGUGUGUAGCAGAGUGGUGUGAAUGUUGUCAGCAUUGUCCCUCUGAAAUCCCCAUCCACAGAUUUCAGCAACCACCCAUGGGGCUUCUCUCUCUCCAACCAGGGACUGGACAGAGCCUCCCACUUCACAGACCUGCGACCCCGCUGGAGAGCAGAGGGAGUCAAAGGUCGGCUGCCUUGGUCACUCAAGGGUUCAUGUUCAGUGCCCUCCAUUUGUCCUGGAGGUCUCUCAGACCAGUAUCACAAGUGGAUCCAAGCCCAACCGUUCACUCAAAGAACUAACACGUGGUGCUUCAGUAACUUUAAGCCAUACUCUUAUGUAGCAGAGGGAAUGUGUUUAAUCUUUGAAUUCAGCUGUGGCCUGCCUUUGGGUUGGAGUCAGAAGAAGGGGUUUGUCAGUAACCCAGACCCAGCUGACCGUCAGACAGGAGAGAAGGUGUUGGUGUGGAGAGAUGUCCUUCAUGCACCAGUACAUGGUAACACACAGAGUGGUGUGAGUAUGGAGAGAUGUCCAUUCUGCACUGGCACACAGUGUAUACACUAGGAAGAAGGUAUGAAUAUAGAGAGACAUCACUCCUGCACAGUGACACACUGGGGAGAAGGUGCUGGCAUGGAGGGACAUCUUCUGAGCCAAUGCAUGGUGUAUACACGAGAAAGAGGAGAUGUACGUCCUGCACCAGGAUACAGUGACACACAGGGGGAAGGUCUUGGUGUGGAGAGAUGUCCCUCCUGCACCAGUACCCAAUGUAUAAACAGGGAGAGGAGUGUCUACAAACUUCUCUGGGAUCCAUCAGAAACAUUUUAUUGUGGAUAUUGUAAGUUUUCAGGAGAUGAUCUCUGUCUCACACCCAGGUCACACACCUCCCUCCACCUGUCUUUUUCCUCCCACUGACCCAGAUUGUCUCUAUUCUAUCCCUCAAACCUGCUCACUCAUUCAUUGAGAUCAUGGCCAAUCAUUGCUAAUUCUAUUGCUGCCACCCCUCAGUAUCCCAGAUCAUCGAUUUAAGUGUAUUCAUUCCUUCCAGCUUUAUACUUUGUAUAAGACCAUAACACAUAGGAACAGAAUUAAGCCAUUUGCCCUUCAUGUCUGCUGCGCCUUUCUAUUUUGGCUGAUUUAUUAUCGCCCUCAACCCCAUUCUCCUGUGCCCUCUGGUCCUAGGUCCAUCCACAAUAGGAAACGUCAUCUCCACCUCUGUGUUAUCUAAGCCUUUCAAUAUCCAGAAGGUUUCAAUGAGAUCCCCUCCCUUAAACUGGAGAUUUCUGAAUCCCUCUGCUGAUGGGCUGAGAUCAGAAUACUGUAGUUUCCAUCCAUCCAUCCAGAAGAUAUGAUAUCUCUCCCUCUAUCCCCGUCCCAUCUGUGCUUCCAAAAUCAUGAAGAUCUCCAUGACCCUGAUGUUUCAUGGAAUAGAAACCUAGCUUCUGGAAUCUUGCUGAGGCUGACAGCACUGGCUCAUGGACAGUGGGCCGAAUGGUCACCUGUAUUGGAUUAUCUUGUGGUUGUGGGCUGUGCUGAUGUGGUGUGAUGGGGAGCACUGCCUUGUACUAGAUUAUAAGCAAGGAUGAAGCUCCCAUUUCAUGAGGGUCUGAACAGUCCCACUCCAAUACAGAGUUGGAUAGCCUCCCCAAACAGGAGGAGAGUGCGAUUCCCGUGUGUGCAGCCCCUGCCUUAUAUAUAGUUCUGAAGCCUUACAAAUGUUUUAUAAAAUACAAGGACUGAAAUAAAAUAGCUUACUUUCCAAAUUUCAUGUACUAGUCAUGUUCUGAAUUCACAAUCCUACAGCAGGUUAUAAAAGUUUUUUAAAAUCCUGUGGGUGUUAGAAACAUAAAAUAAAAAACAGGAAGACAGGAGGCUCCCCGGGGAGAAAAACAGAGUCCGUGUCAUAGUCCAGAAUCAGGUUUAUUAUUACGGACACGUGUCGUGCAAUGUACUGUUUUGCAGCAGCAGCACAAAGUAAUAGAUAAAAACUACUUAAACUACAGUAAAAAUGCGUAUAAAUAAAAAAUAAAGUAUACAAAAAGAGAGUAAAAUAGGAGGGGAAGAAAUGUUGAGUGUGUGUCUUCCUGUUCCUCCUCCCUGCAGCUGGUGAUGAGAAGAGAUUUCAUUGUUUAUGGUGAUGAGAGACCUUAAUGAUGGAUGCCGCCAUCUUGAGGCACCACCUUUUGAAGAUGGUGGGGAGGCUAAUGCCUGCAAUGGAGCUGGCCAAGUUUAUAACUCUUGUUUUUUUUUUCUCCGAUCCUGUGUAUUAGUGCCUCCAUAGAAGAUGGUGAUGAAAGCAGUCAUAAUGCUCUCUGCGGUACAUCUAUUAAAAUCUGCACUGAAGUGUUGUGAGAGUCUCUGCGUCCACCACCACCUCAGGCAUUCUCUGGGAGAAAAGAUUAUCCCCAGAGACCAUAAGCGUAGGAGCAGAAUUAGGCCAUCUAGCCCAUGAAGUUUGCUCUGCCCCAUCGCCCUGCCUUCUCCCCAAAACCUUUGACACCAUUACUAAUCAAGAAUCUAUGAACAUCUGUUUUAAAUAUACCCAAUGACUUGGCCUCCACAGUCAGUUGUAGCAAUAGAUUCCACAGAUUCACCACCUGACUUAAGAAAUUCCAUCUUAAUUCUGAUCUAAAGGGACAUCCUAUUCUGAGGCUCUGCUGUGUGGUCCCAGACUCACCCAGUAUCCUCUCGGCAUUAAUUAUUGACUCUAUUGUCCCCCUCUCACUCUCCUGCACUCCAAUGAAACCAACAUAGACUCUCCCGUCAGUCCACAGAACUAAAGGUUUAACAUCCCAGACAGAGAGGGGGCUGUUCUUGACCUAGUCUUCAGAAGUGAGGCUGAGCAAGCAGUGGAGGAGGUGGUUGGAGAACAGAUUGGUAGCCAGCAGCAACCCUCUAAUUUGUUGACACCAGAAGCCAGAAGAGAUUGGAAAAUUAUCACCAGACCUGUUAGAUUCUUAUCCAAAUCAUUGAUGUAGAUGACAAAUAACAAUAGGCCCAUCACCAUUUGUAGAAACAACCUUUUACCAUCACAUCCUGCUUUUUACCAUUGGAUCAACCAUGGGAUCCCUUCUAACUCAAUCUCUUAACAUUAAACUUUGGAGUGGAGGAAUAGGUUCCAAUUGCCCUCCCUGCUGAAGGGCUCUGACUCUUCCAGAAGUAUUACCAGUCGCUGACCAUAAGCUAGGUCAGUGAAUGGUCACGAUGCUUCCCUCCCCAGGCAUCUGAAAAUGUUGUGAUAUGGGCAGGUUCAGUGUCUCAACACAUGCACCCAGUGCAGUGGGAUAGAUCGGUAAUAUAGGGUGGUUGGUAGAGAGAUUCCAAUCAUGUGCCCAGUCAGUCAACACCUGAUUGGGAUGGCACCUAUCCAGUGUCACAGAGGGACUCACAGAAAUAGUGUUUAAAUGAGAUUAAGAGAAGAUCCUAUGGCUUAGGGCCCAAGCAGUAGAGGGCAGUAGAUUUGGUGGAGGUUACAGAGACAGAGAGUAGUGCAGGGUCCUGAGGGGGAUACAGUGACGAGGAGGGGUGCAGGGGCCAAAGGCGUCACAGAGCGGGAUGAU
Messenger RNA from Mobula hypostoma (lesser devil ray), 6675 nucleotides. It is a transcript of the gene acadvl, whose product is annotated as acyl-CoA dehydrogenase very long chain. Gene Ontology annotation, molecular function: very-long-chain fatty acyl-CoA dehydrogenase activity; flavin adenine dinucleotide binding; fatty-acyl-CoA binding. NCBI's taxonomy places the organism in Eukaryota, Metazoa, Chordata, Chondrichthyes, Myliobatiformes, Myliobatidae. The coding region runs from base 464 to 2236 and encodes 590 amino acids. The record is from RefSeq and is a predicted model, not a curated record. The transcript has 20 exons.